This is a messenger RNA of Zingiber officinale, 983 nucleotides long. Its product is annotated as ADP-ribosylation factor-like protein 8c. Gene Ontology annotation, biological process: protein transport. The transcript is spliced from 6 exons. The record is from RefSeq and is a predicted model, not a curated record. Bases 117 to 671 code for a protein of 184 amino acids. NCBI's taxonomy places the organism in Eukaryota, Viridiplantae, Streptophyta, Magnoliopsida, Zingiberales, Zingiberaceae. Gene Ontology annotation, molecular function: GTP binding; GTPase activity.
UGGGCCUUUCAAAGUGCAGAUUUUCCAAAUAGUCGAUUCUUAAACGGCGCUUCUGUUGUGCAGUGGCGUGUCUUCUAGGGUUGUCGGCGAUCGAUCGCUCCUUCGCUUACUUCGACAUGGGACUUUUGGAUUCCUUACUCAAUUGGCUUCGGAGUCUUUUUUUCAAACAAGAGAUGGAGCUUUCCUUGGUUGGCCUUCAAAAUGCAGGAAAGACAUCUCUUGUCAAUGCAAUUGCAACUGGCGGCUACAGUGAAGAUAUGAUCCCUACUGUUGGCUUUAAUAUGCGGAAAGUCACAAAGGGAAAUGUUACCAUAAAGCUAUGGGAUUUAGGAGGACAAAGGAGAUUUCGCACAAUGUGGGAGCGAUAUUGCCGUGGAGUCUCUGCAAUUCUAUAUGUUGUGGAUGCCGCAGACAGAGAUAGCAUACCGAUAUCAAAAAGUGAACUACAAGACCUUCUACAAAAGCCGUCACUCGGUCGAAUCCCCCUACUUGUUCUCGGCAAUAAGAUUGACAAGUCGGAAGCUGUCUCUCAACAAGCUCUUGUUGACCAACUUUCUUUGGAGGACAUCAAAGAUAGGGAGGUAUGCUACUACAUGAUCUCAUGCAAAGAAUCCGUAAACAUCGAUAUCGUUAUCGACUGGCUCAUCAAGCAUGCUAGGAAAGCAAAGUGAAAAAAAUCAGCACUGCCAUGGUAUGGUUGUAUUGGUUCCUUGCAAUAAUAUGUUGAAUGUAAGUAUCAUGUUUAUGUGAAAUUAUCACUUCACCAUUCAAAUAUCGAAGUCUCGCGGAACUUCUUUCGUCUAUAGAUAUCUCGAGGGUUCGCCGGUUCGUAAAAUCGUCUUCUAUGUGUACAGUGAGGUUGUAGAUCAGAUGUUUGAUUUGUGAAUUUGGCACAAUUUGUUGCCCCUUUCAUAAGUGUUAAGGUCAUAUUGAGAAAAUAUGUACUAAAAUUAUCCUAAUUUUAUUGCUUUUUUUUUUAAAAA